UGUCAGUGACAACAAAGUAUCAAGAGAUCUAGUGCUUCAUACACUGAGCACUUACCCCGGAGACCAAUUCCUGGAUUGAAGUAUGGGAGAGGAUCAGGCUGUCAUAGUAUCUGCAAGAACUGUCUACAGCACAGGUGUGUAAUAAGAGUUAAAUAGCUUUUAUAUAGAAUAGUCAGCCUUAAAACUGUGCUAUUAUAUAAUGCUUUACUUUAGUUUUACAAUGUGCAGGUUAAAUCUAUUACCUCCCCUUCUUCAAUGGCAUGUUUUGUAUAUGUUUAGUUCUUACUUUGAGCUGGUAUUCGUUUGUGUGUUUGCUUUAUCAACGUUCACCUGUAUUUGUAGCCUAUGGGGGAAUGAUAGGUGGAUGUUACCUGGGGGACCAUUUAAUAUUCGGGGAAGACAACUCUGUCUGCUGGAUUCGGAUGAUUGUCUGUUUUACUUAUGACAUGCAGUUGUUGUCAACCUAAUACACGAUUUGAAGGGACUUACUGUGAAAGAUCUGUGUAUUGUACUGGCUGUAUUAAUGGGAGUCUUUUUAUACAUCGCAUAUCAAUCCUUGCUCAACUGUUUAGCACUAAUAGCAUUAGAAAUUGUAGUCAUAAGACACAUUUAGGUUGUCUGAGGGUGAUGGUGGGAAUGGAGUACCAGAUGUUGGCUGUGAGUAAUGAGAUGUGCAGUAAGAGGUUGCCUUAAUCUUUGCUCACCUGUUUAGCACUAAUAACAUUAGAAAUUGUAGUCAUAAGACACAUUUAGGUUGUCUGAGGGUGAUGGUGGGAAUGGAGUACCAGAUGUUGGCUGUGAGUAAUGAGAUGUGCAGUAAGAGGUUGCCUUAAUCUUUGCUCACCUGUUUAGCACUAAUAACAUUAGAAAUUGUAGUCAUAAGACACAUAUAGGAUGGCUGAGGUUGAGUGUGGGAAUGGAGCACCAGGUGUUGGCUGGGAGUAAUGAGAUGUGCAGUGAGAUCCCAUUCAGUAAGGCGCAGUGUAUAGGGUGACAGUGACACACACAUAUUGUGUGACAAUUAUAUAUAUUAAUUGAUGUAAGAAUAGAAUGCGUUUACAUGGUGUGUGGUUACCGGGUAGUAACAGGUGAUCUCAUGCUAUGAGUCAGGACAGGUAGAAUGACUAGGGAGAGGUGGUGUUGCUUGCACACAGAAACUUUGACAUCAUUUGUCAACAAACUGGCUAUGCAUAUGUGCACUGUGUGUACACAGUGCUGCUAAAGGUCGGGCACAUCCAGGUGAUUCACUGAAAGUGGUUAGAGCAGUUUUAUGGAAAUGACAGCUUACAGUAUAUAAUCUGUAGCUUUUUAAAGAUAGCAAGGGACCAGAGAACCAGAGGAAGUUCAUGUUGAGUGACACCUUAAAAGAAUCGUUUUUUACUUUAUUGAAAAAAAUAAAAAGAUUUCCAAAUAACUGAAGUGCUUGCAUUUUAGAUUGUUUGAUGAUAUGAUUAAUGAUAUCAGUAGAUUUUUGUGUGAUUUAACAGAAUUUCAGCUUGGUGAUGUACAUAUUAAAAUGUAUAAUUACCUGGAGAUGCAUGUAUGCCUACUCCAAAAUGAAGUCCAGAAAUGAAUGUCUGUCAGUGGCUUUCCAUACAGCCAGUCAGCCUGAAAUAAUGUACAUGGCAUGCUACAGGAUAUAACCUUGUACCAGCAGGUAGAUAUAUAAACUUCUGUCUUCCACACAUUUACAAUUGUUGAACAUGGAAAAGACAACAGAAAAAAAACAACAUAUAGACCAGAGUAGUAGAAUAAGAAGCCACUGAUUGGUGGAGCCUCUUCCUGGUCUAAAAAGUUUCUCCUUGUUAAGUCUGCUAGCAGAAACAGCUAAGAUUCUGAAUGUAACGUUACACUAUUAAAUAGAACUAUUAAAUCACCUUUAACUCCCGGUAACAUUGUCUUCAUGAGAUGCACUGUUUUUUUUUUAUUAUUUAACCCCUUAAGGACCAAACUUCUGGAAUAAAAAGGAAUCAUGACAUGUCACACAUGUCGUGUGUCCUUAAGGGGUUAAAAUGUAUAUUUAAAAUGUAGCCAUCAACAAAGUAAUCCAGCUAAGAAAAUUGAAGCAAUGCAAAAAAAGAGGCAAAAUAGAAAUAUUGUUUAAUUUCUCCAAUUCUCUGUUUGCUUUCUCUAUUCUGAAUACCAGGUGAAAAAACUCGGGUGCUUGGUUUUAUCUUUUUUGAACUGUAUAGGGACUUAUUUAGCAUUUAUAGGCUCUUAUAGACAAUACUGAAUCCGAUGAGUAAAGCGACACUUUAGACACCAAAAUAACUUUGUCUAAAUGAAGUUGUUAUGGUGUCAGAGGCCCCUAGAGACACUCUUACUUCAAGGGGCUAAACUGUUCUGGAAUGGUUUAACCCCUUAGUUGUCUCCAGCAGUGUCCAUUCCCCUCAGCGGCUUAAAGCUUUUUAAAUUUCACUUAGAGAAUGUGAGGAUUACUGCCGGGUAGGGGCGUUGCUGAUUGGCUGAGAGCGGUCAGCUGAUAUUCUAAACCAAUUAGUGACUCCCCAUUCACUAAACAAGCCAGUUUUUUUUGAAUGGGGGGUCAUUGAUUUAAGAAGCUGGAUGCUGCCUGGGUGGGAGUGGAGAUCACAGCUGGGGGGAAUUUAGAGGUUAAACCAUCUGAGAAUGAUUAAACCCCUUGAUGAAGGAUUACCCCUGGGGGACUCCUGCAACAUAAUUUUGAAUAAAUAAAUCAUCUAACGUUUUCUAUGUUGACAGAACACUCUAAACACCAUAACCACUACAGCGUGCUGUAACUAUAUCAUUAUUAUAGCUAUAUUUCUUUGUAAUUGUCCUCAUUUUGUAAUGUGUGGUUGUGUGGGUCGUGCUUGUACAUUCUGAAACUGUGUCUCUUCUUUGUUUGUUGUAUUCUUGGCUUGGGAUCUUUUGCAUUGGCAGAACUACCAGGGUCACACUGCAUGUCAAAAGAAGGGCUCAGGGAGACCAGGGGCAGCUGUGGAAAUAUAGCUGCACUCAGGUGCUCAGGGACUAACAGGUUCGUGGUGUGCCUCGAGGGUGAGUCGCUUUGUCGGGGGCAGGCCAGGGAGAAGGGGAGGCUACAGAACUAUAGCCACACACUGCUGCAUAGGGCUCCCCUAAACCGUUUUGGGGCCUAUCGUGGUAGAGGACCCUUACUAGGUGCAGGGAGUACCCUUCAUUGAUGUUUGCACAGGGGCUCUGUGGAUAUUUAUGCCCUUUGUCUUUUGUAAAUGUUUCUGCACAACUGGAUAAUAUUUUCAUGAGUUUUAUAAUUUCCUGUAUUAGAUGGUAAUAAAGAGUGUUACCAUGUGGUUAUUUAGUAAAAUAUGGGUUGUUGGUAAAUCAAAGUGAAUUUUACAUGUUAAAAAGUCUGCUAUGUAUUUAGUUCAGCUAAUGCCUAAAAUUUUAUAAAUUAUGCAAAUUUAAGGUCAAACUAGUCAAACUGGGGAAAAAAAUUCUCUAAAUCAGCUGCGCUUUCAGUUUGUCUUUUUUGGCUUCAAAUUUCAAAUUUACUUUGAAUUCUCACUUUAGUAAAUAGUUCUGUCUGAAUUCCUAAAAAUCAACAAUUUCAUAAAUAAUCCUGUUGAUAUAUUUUCACAUUUUUUGUGACAAAAUGUACAAUAGACUGUUGAGAAAGCUUUGUCGAUUUCUUUGUUGAGUUGUUCCCUUAAAAGUUUAAUUUUAAGAUAACUCGGCACUAUUCUAAAUAAUGUACAUUGACAGUCAUAAUCGCCACCCAUGCAUCAUAGCACGCAAUUACAUUGGAAUGGCCAGAAAGAUCCUCACUAGUGAAGAUCUCCCAGGGUUAAGGCAGAGCAGCAGUGAGGAGACCCUCACGACAUUGGAGUCAAGAUAAGUAACAGCUUUUUUUAAAUACAGGGGAUUCAAAAUCUAAUGAUAUAAAAGAACACUCUCCAGAACGUUUGUUCUUGCCUUUGAGGGACAAUAAGCAAGACUUUCUUGUUCAAACAAAAUUAAAGGAUUGUAUUUUACAGAAAGUAAACAAAGAACACAAUUAACUUGUCAAUAGUAAUAUAGCAUGUAUUUGAAUAAUAACUUUCAAACAACCUUGAACCUCAGUAGCUAGGAUGCCCUUACUGUUUGCAGGGACAUGGACAAGAGUGUCUAAUGGGCCCCUCAUCUAACACAUAUAUGUCAUUCAGAGCCUGAAUACCCAAAGGGUGGGUGUUCUGAAUAAAUAUAGGUGCCUAUCUGGGCCUGGACUUCUGUUUGGGAGGGGGGCCUCCUCAGCAGGCAGGUAGGUCUUUUGAGCUCCUCUAACUUGCUUGAGGAAAUCUUGUGGUCUGCAACAAUAUCGGCAAAUCUCAAUGACUUGGAGCACCUCAGCCUCAAGGGAGUUAAUACAGAUAUUGAUGCAAGCCAGUCCUGCUCCCCCACCCGACUUCCAGGGAUCAUGCUCCUUAGCUCUCCUUCCACCAAACCACCAGGGUGCUCUCACUGGACCCCUUCUUGCCAAAAGGUAAGUAGGAGGGGAGAAAAACUCCUCCACACAAAAAUUUCAGCCACCACACACUCAACACUGAAUCAACACACAUCAGUACACGUAGCUACCCACCACUAGCUGUAAGUCAAUAAGCAAAUGUUAUGCUUUCUUAAUGUUUGUCUUUAGUCGUAUAUGUGCGCUUGGCACUAGAUUACUUUUAAAAGGACAUUAGGAGCAAAGCAGGCAUAUUUACAGUAGAUUUCAAAAAUGCUUUUGUUUUUAUUCUGAAAAUGACUCUAAGCCCUGAGUGUAAAUGGGUGGGAAAGGGCUUAUUGAACAUUAUGUAAAACUUUAAUGGUCACAACCCUAUUUAGGAAUUGCUAGUUCCUUCCGUGUGCUGUAAGGUGUGGCUAAUUACACACUUGAUUAACCAGAUGCAUUUUUUCAUUUGUAAAUACACUAAUGCUAGACUUGUGCAUAGUAGAACAUUUUAGUUGAGCUGAACAAUUUGUGCGAAACUGAAAUUCAUUUGGGGCCUCUGACAUUCAUUCAUUUGGUGGUCUGGCUCGUCCAAAUAUCGACAAUUAAUAAAAGCAAUACUCAGAAAAACAUUUCAGACAAACCGAAAAUUCUUUGGAAAUUUGACAUUUAGUGUUCUGCACAAUUAUUAACCUAAGUGUAAAUUUCUAAUUUAAAGUGACAAUAUAGUUACCAGAACAGCUACACCUCAUGGUGAGUAUAUUUUGCAGUACCCUGAUAGGCACAUUUUCCAGCCAUUUGCUUUACAGAUCAAGUUAGAAAGAGUAGAUGAAAAAGUACAAGAAAGAGGAGGCGCAGUCAAAAAAAAAAUCUAUAUUUAUAUUUACUCCAUAUUUCUUAAAUAUAUAAUAUAUAAAAUGACUUUUCUGCUGCUCUUUUUCUUUCCCUCUUCUGGUCACCUCUCUUGAUCUGUAAAUAAAAUCCAUUUCAUGGCUGUCUCCUAACCAUCAAUCAUCUCUCUUCCCAUCAAUCAUCUCUCCUUUUAGUGCCAUGGAUGCAACUCUGAUAUUCCAAAGCAAAAUAAUAUGCUCAUCCAUCGACCUAGCUAUUAACUCAGUUAUAUGUCCGUGUGGUACUUUGGAGAUACGGAAUUCCACUGCACCGCUGAUCGAACUAAAUUUGGGUGAAUUGCAAUUCAGCCAAAACAGAAUGCAUAAAUCUAAUAGAUACGUUAACGCUUGUCAGUUGUGCUAUGGCCACUGGAAAACUGUACUUAUCUUAGGGUUUUUAAUGAGACAUUUUAGCAACAAACAAGAUGACAAGAUGUUUUAUGUCUAUGCAUCAAUAGAUAGAAUAUUUAGAGGAUUAUGAUAAACAAUGAGACUGAAAAUUAAAGGGACUCUUAGAGCACCAUAUCCACUACAGUGCACUGGUGCCCUCAAUGUAGUCAAACCCUUUGCAGUUUGACUUGUUACCUGAGGUACGCAAGGAACUGUUCCCUGCCUUAUUGAGAGUGAGAGCUGGGAGCUCUCAAAUCUUAACUAAAUCCUGCACCAUCCGGCUUAUGCUCUGUCAAUCAGUUGGCCAUGACCAGGGGCGGAUCCAGAGCCAGAUCUUGGGAGAGGCAAUUGUAGAUUAUUUAAAGAAAUAAUCCAGACACAAUAGCCACUACAGCUCAGUGUAGUGGUUAUGGUGCCAAUAGUGCCGGGAACCCUCUCCCAAAGUAAGUAGUCAAACUGUUUAAGAACAGUUUGACAACUUACCUGAGGUCUGCUGGGAAAGGGGACUGUAGUAGGGCAUAGGAGCAGUGGUGUGUGUGAGGGGUGAAGUGUGUGUGUGUGUGUGUGUGUGUGAGUGAGCAGUGUAUGUGUGUGAAGGUUGCGGUGUGUGUGUGUGGGUGAAGGUUGCCGUGUGAGAAUGAGGGUGGCAGUGUAUGUCAGGGGUGCAGUGUAUGUGUGGGUCAGUAUAUGAGUGUGACAUUUGCAGUGUGUGUUUGAGGAUUGCAGUGUAUGUGUGAGUGUGGGGUAAUGUGUGUGUAUGGGGGGGCAGUGUGUGUAUGUAUUGGGUGGCAGUGUGUGUAGGGGGCAGUGUGUGUAUGGAGGCAGUGUGUGCAUGGGGGCAGUGUAUGUGUAUGGGGAAAGUGUGUGUAUGGAGGCAGUGUAUGUGUAUGGGGAAAGUGUGUGUGUAUAUGUGGGCACUAUGUGUAUGGGGGCAGUGUGUGUAGGGGUGCAAUGUAUGUGUAGGGUGUGUGUGUGAUAAGAAGGGUAGGGGGGCUUUUUUAUAAUAUGUUUGUUUUUUUAAAUUUAAUUAAAAUAAAUACACAUAUGUCCCCCCCUCCCAUCUUACCUUUACUGAGGGACAAGGGGGGACAUUUCUCAAUCCCUGGUGGUCCCAGUGGUGAGAGUGAACUCUAGCCCGCAGCUCCAGAACUUUGCAUCAUGCUCCUAGAUUAGUUAGAUUAGGUAACAUUGUGGGAUUCGGUUGAAUACCUUGCUGUGCAGCAUGUGUUUGUUUCAGACUAGGCUUACAUUGAGAUCCUGGAGAGCAUCAGCAGGCUGUUCAUGGGUAGAUUCCACCUCCCAGGUGUGGCAUAUCAAGAUACUGAUUAGACCGUAUGAUUAUUGUACAGGUGUGCCUUAGGCUGGCCACAAUAAAAGGCCACUAUGGAUGGAUUAUCUCGGCAAAGGAGAAGUGCUCACUAACACAGGUUUAGACAGAUUUGUGAACAAUAUUUGAGAGAAAUAGGCCUUUUGUAUACAUAGAAAAAGUCAGUUCAGCUCAUGAAAAAUAGGGGCAAAAACAAAAGUGUUGUUUUUAUAGUAUUGUUCAGUGUAGUUAUAUAAGUUGGGGGAAAAACUCCACCCCAUAAACGUUUACGCACAUAACUUAACCCCUUCAGGACGGAGUCAAUAGUGCACGUUCUUAUCAUAACAAAACGUAAACAAAAACUGGUAUUUGCGCUAUAUGUCUGUUCAACCGUAAUUCACCGCUGUCACAUUAAGUGCACCCACACUUAUUAUAUAUCAUUUUGUUCAGGAGAAACAGGGCUUUAAUUUAUCAUUAACUAUUCAUAUAUGGAACAUAAUUUAUUAUGAAUAAAAUUUUAAAAAAUGUGAGAAAAGAUUUUUUUUUAAAUUUGUAUUUCCAUCUGACAUUUUGGCUGUUAAUGUCAUAAUACUGUUAGGUUUUACUGCAAAAAAAUGCACAUAUUUGUAAUCAGCGAUGUCUCACGAGUACAACAGUACCCCCCAUUAACAGGUUUUAUGGUGUUCUGGAAAGUUACAGGGUCAAAUAUAGAACGUUCCAUUUUCAAAUUGAAAUUUGCCAGAUUAUUAAUGUUACCUUUGAGACGGUGUGGUCAGGGCCGGUGCAAGGAUUUUUGUUGCCCUUGGCAAAAGUAAAGUUUGCUGCCCCCCCAUGUGACAUCUCAAUGCCUCACCAAUAUGAUCUGCCAUGUUUACUAACGCCAGUGCUGCAGUGCGCCGUGUUUACAUUAAAAGGCCUGCAGGGAAAGGCUAUAGACACCAGAACCACUACAUUAAGCUGCAGUUGUUCUGGGGACUAUAGUGUCCCUUUAAUGUGAGGUAAAUUUGAGAUUAGUGCCACGAAUAAUAUACUAGAUUGCCUACUUACAACCAGAUGAGGAUGAUGAUGGGCUGCAGUCUGGCUCCACUGGUCUGGUGUAGAACAGGCUCUUUGGAGGCUGUUUGUAACUGAGGUCACAAAAUUCAAUGUUCUGGGAGAACGGAAAGCAGCUCCAUUUUUUGGGGGCCUUUUACACAGCUCAAGGUCUGGGUGCCAGGGUCCACCUUCAUGUUCCACCAAUGAGUUUGUUCACAGGGGGUGGAGUGUGUGGGGGUUGUCCUGAUAUGUGUGUAAGGAAUGCAUUGUGUGAAUCUGUGUUUGUAUGUGUAAAGGCUGCAAGGUGUGUUUCUGUGUAUGUACGGGUACGGGUAUGCAGUGUGUGCGUUUGUAAGGGGUGCAUUGAGUGUGUGUAAGGGGUGCAUUGAGUGUGUGUAAGGAAUGCAUUGUGUGUGUAAGGGAUGCAUUGUGUGUAAGGAUUGCAUUGCUUGUGUGUGUGUGUCUGUGUGUGUGUAAUGCAUUGUGUGUGUAAUGCAUUGUGUGGCAGAGCCCUGUAUGGUCCGCGGGUACAGUGAGGGAGUGACAGGAGGGAGCACUGAAUGCUUCCCCCCAGUCAGCCCCUCUCCUCAUGCUGUGCCCGGGCAAAGCUGCAGCCGUCUGAGGCUGCCUAACAGGUAGCGCCGGCCCUGGUUGUGGUAGCCCAGGAAUGAGAAUUACCCCCAUAAUUGCAUACCAUUUUAAAAAGUAGACAACCCAAGGUAUUGAAAGUGGGGUAUGUUUAGUCUUUUUUAGUAGCCACUUAGUCACAAACACUGGCCAAAGUUAGCGUUCAUAUUUGUUUUUGUGUGAAAAAAGCAAAAAACUAAUAUUUGGCCAGUGUUUGUGACUAAGUGGCUACUAAGAAAGACUGGACAUACCCCACUUGCAAUACCUUGGGUUGUCUACUUUUGCAAAUGGUAUGCCAUCAUGGGGGUAAUUCUCAUUCCUGGGCUACCAUACGCUCUCAAAGGCAACAUAACCAAUCUGGCAAAUUUCAAUGUCAAAAAAAUGAAAUGCAAGCCUUAUAUGUGACUCUCUAACUUUCCAAAACACCAUAAAACCUGUACAUGGGGGGUAUGUUAUUCUCGGGAGACUUCACUAAACACAAAUAUUAGUGUUUUAAAACAGUAAAACAUAUUACAACAAUAAUAUAGUCCAUAAAAGUGCCGUUCGUUUGUAAAAAAUGCAAAAAACGUUUACUUAAAAUAUCAUCGUUGUAAUACAAUUUACCAGUUUGAAACACUAAUAUUUGAGUUCAGCAAAGUCUCCUGAGUAAAACAGUACCCCCUAUGUACAGGUUUUAUGGUGUCUUGGAGAGUUACAGGGACAAAUAUAGUGCUUGCAAAUUAAGUUCUCUGCACUUUCUCCCUGUGUUGUCAGGCUUGUCAAUCAAAUUUUAAUUAAUCAAAUCACAUCACAAAAGAUUACUUAAAUAUACAUGUAGAAUUUUAAUAUAUAUAUGCAUUUAUAGGAAUUUAAAUUCUACGUGUAUACUAAUGUAAUCUUUUAUGUAAUUAUAUGUAUUUAUCUAUAUAUAUAUUUGCGGUUAUUUGUAUUUUAUAUAUAGAGAUAUAUAUAUAUAUAUAUAUAUAUAUAUAUAUAUAUAUAUAUAUAUAUAUAAUGUCAUUCUAAGUGAAAUUACAUAUGUAUAUAUAAUUUAUAUAAAAUUUUGUUUCAAUAUUUUAUUUAUUAUUGUAUUUAUCUAUUAUUGUAAUUAUACGUAUAUAUAUAUAUAUAUAUAUAUAUAUAUAUAUAUGUGUGUGUAACGUCAUUAUAAGUGUAUUUUAAUAUUAAAAUAUGUACUUAUAUUAAUUUUAAAAUACACUUUGUAUGACGUUACAUAUAUAUAAUAUGUAUCUAUAAUAUAUAUAUAUAUAUAUAUAUAUAUAUAUAUAUAUAUACAUUUCUAUUUUAAUUUUAAACUUGUCUAAUGUUUUUAUUAUUUUUCCCACCAGCAGGGGGACUGUCUGACAUUUCAGACAGUCCCCAUGCUGGCAGAUCCACAGCCAGCUAUAGGGGGCCUCAUUUGCCCGGGGAGGGCUGCCUGGGCUGUCAGGCAGCCCUCCAGAAAAGGAUUGCGGCAGAGGUAUGUCCACCGGGCCUCCAGGGGCUGCAAGCCGUUAUGGCGUUCUAUGCCGCCGCAACGGCUUUAAAGCCCUUUUAAUGCGGGAUGGCAUAGAACUCCGUAACGGCGUUAAGGGGUUAAUAUUGUUUACCAAAAUAAUGCAACAAACCACAAAUUCAAUUGACGAACAUUUAUGGAACAAAAUGGGAAAUAAAUUCCUUCUUGACUCCAUAAUGACAAUCAUGGUUGGAUCAACAACCUGCCUUUUUCAUAAAUAUUUACUGAAUAUGAUAAGACAAUCUUGUUGAGCAGAAAAUUCCAAAUAUUUAUUGUUCUUACUGUAAAGAUCCUUUUCCUCUGCUUUAAGCAAAAUUAUCUCUCUUCCAGUUUCAAAGGGCUGACCUCUUGUCUAUUGAAUGCUUCUGCUAAUGAAUAGGUUAGCACACAGCGGUGUGUACUGACCAUGUGUAUACUUUAAUAGUACUACCAUAUCCAUCUGAUACGCCUUUUUAUAAAGAUAACAAAUGCAUAUUUUUCUAACCUUGCUUAGUAACUUUUGUUUUCCAUUCCCCUUAUUAAAUAUGUUGCAAGCCUAUGCACUUUUUCUGCAGUAUCCUUCCUUAAACCCAGUGCCCAAAAUUGCACCGCAUAUUCAAGGUGGGGUCUUACCAUUGAUUUAUAAAAAGGCAACAUAAUGUUUUGAUUAUGUGAAUCCAUACCCCAUUUUAUACAAGACAGCGCCUUAAUAGCCUCUGCAAUGACGGACAGACAUUGUAUACUGUUGUCUAGUUUGUUGAAAAGCAUUGCUAAACAUGCGGUGGGAUACAGCUCAGAUUUUGCGUUUUGUGAUUUCUUUAGAUAAAAAUAUAGUUAAGAAUUUUAUUUUAUGUUUUAUUUUCCUGUUUCAGCUUCAUAUAUGUCUUUUGCUUUAUCGGGGAGCUUUCCCCACUGUCUUUACUUGCACUGUAAUAUUACAACUCACUUAGUAUUUAGGAGUUUCACGUCUUUAGAGCUUUAGUCCCAAUUUGGGGUUAGUGUACUAUUUACGGGUUACCCUCAUGUGUAUAUAUUUUAUUGUGACGGGAUUUCAGAAUACUUUUUUGUAGCUAAUUUCAUGUGCACUUGUUAUAUUAGUGAGUGCUCAUAUAUACUUUGCAUUAGUUUUCCUAUUUUAGUUAAGAAACGCACAUGAAUACAAUGUUAUUAUAUAAUGUAGUUCAACUGCUAGUUUCCAACGUGUUACUUUUUCAUAGUUGUAUUUGGCUUGUGUACAUUCUAAGGCUGAAGAUUUCAGUAUAAUAUUGUGAUUCCAUUUGAUUCUAUAUAGAAUCUUUGAUGUACAAUGAUUGUUUACUGAUGCACAGGUAAAUCAUCCUGCAGCUCUUCAUUUACUUGUCUUUUGGAUUAUCUAUGAAGGAUUUGAUUGGAUGAUAUUGGAUACAUAAAUAAAAAUACAGUUAUAUUUGACUUAUUCUCUUUUCCUACCUUUUUGGUAUUUAGUAGUUUCUUAUCUUAAUUAAACUCACACUUCUCCUGGCGGCAGCAACGACCAUAGCACACAUCAACCCCAAUACAUACAAAACAAGCAAAGAAAAAAAGUUACCUGCGCACUAGCCCAAAUCCCUAUGCAUUUUUAAAUAAAUGGAGGUUAUUUAGUAACUUAUUAUUUAGUAAGCCCAUCUGCCACGUCAAGGCAAACCUCUUGGUGGGUCCUACAUUAACAAUUCACUUUGCUUCCUUGAGCUUCAGGUAAAGAAAUCUCUAAUGAGACAGAGAGGGGUAUUUUUCUAAACCCCUACAUUCUUAUUAACCCUCAAUAGGGAACAGCAUUGUAUGAUACAAAAGUGAAUACAAAUACACAAAAAUAAGUCCUGCACUCAAGCUUCUAAUACAUCGAAUGGACAUUGGAGUUACUAAAUAACCUCAAUUUUUUAAACAUGUAUAGGUAACUCUUUUUUUCUUUGCUAGUUUUUGGGGAUGAUCUGUGCUAUGGUCAUUGCUGCCACCCAGGCGUAGUGGGAGUUUGAGUGCAGGGCUUAUUUUUGUGUAUUUUUUUUUAUCUAUAAUUGUUUCCAAGACCUUUUCAGUUAAUGUUAUCCCUAAGUUAACCACAUUUAAUCAAUAUUUUUUUUUUUCGUGGGUUCUUUAUUCCAAAAUGCAUGGAAUUGCAAUUAUCUGUAUUUAAUCUCUUCUGCCACUUGUCUGCCCAGUCCCCCAAUUUAUCCAAAUUCUUCUAUAGUCUAGUUAUAUCAUGUUCAAUUGUAUUACCUUACACUGACAGUGCAAACACUGACACGUGGCUUGCAAUGCCUACUUCAAGCUCAUUUAUAACCAGAUUAGACAGAAGUAGAUGUAGGACAGAAUUCUGAUGCAUUUCAAUUACCACUUUCGUUCAAGCUGAUAAUGUUCUAUUUAUAAUUUAUCUCUGCACUCUAUCAUUAAGACAGUGUUCUAUCCAAGAAUCGGAUAUUUUAUCUAAACCAACUAAUUUCUGUUUAAAUAGUAAUCUGAGACACUUUAAAGGGACAACCCACUGCUCAAAUACAUUUUUUUUUUAAAUUACAGUUUAGUAGAUAUAAUCCAAAUGAAAACACACAUGCAUUUCAAUGAAAUCUUUUUAAUCGUGGUCUAUCUAAAAAACACAAGUUCUCUUGUCUGCAGCCUUUGCAAGCCCUCCCCUUCUAUCCAGGCCCAGACUUUAGGUAGCUGUCCAAACACAGACUUUCCAAUGCAGCUCAAUGAGAGGUUGUUACAAGGCAGGUGCCCUGAGCAAUUUCUGCCUCUUGAGUUUAGCUACACUGAGUUAACCAAACCAGGUGAAACUAGGUUAAUUUAUAAAAGUUCCAAUAUCUAUUGAAAUCUGCAAUUUUAGUAAAAUUUAAAAAAGGAUACACUUUCCACAUAAACCGUUUCAGUAAGCUAAAAAGAUAAAACCUUAAUGUUGGGAGGCAUGGUUUUAAUCUGUUAUAUUGCAUAGUAAUAUAUUGAAUCAUGAUUAUAGUAAAGUAGGUGACACUUUAUUUAACUAGCAGACAAUGAUAUACUUUUUUUUUUUUUUACAGGUCGAAUUUUAGAAGCUACUAAAAACUAUUUCUGUAGCUCUACAAUAUUGACAUAGAAACAUGGAAACAUAGAAUGUGAUGACAGAUAAGAACCAUUUGGCCCAUGUAGUCUGCCUAUUUUUCUAAAUACUUUCAUUAGUCCCUGGCCUUAUCUUAUAGUUAGGAUAGCCUUAUGCCUAUCCCACACAUGCUUAACCUCUAUCACUUCAGCUGGAAGGCUAUUCCAUGCAUCCACUACCCUCUCAGCACUGGCUGAUCCGGGGGGGGAGGGGAGGGUAACGGGGCAAUCAGAGACCUCCCUCCCCGGUCUGCAGACACUAUGCUGACAGCCGGCAGGGGAGGGAGGGAGAGAGGACCUGGGAGCUCCGCCCGCAGCUCCUCCGGGUCCUACUCUCGUGAGCAGGGAGCUUUGCCGCGGUUACCACGGCAACGCACCAAAUCUCGCUAGAGUGAACUCUAGCCCCGGAGCUACAGGCUAGAGUUCACUCUAAACACUGGAACCACCAGGGACUCCCCACCGGACCACCAGGGACAUACAUUUAUUUAAUUUAUACAUUAAUUUAAUACAUUCUUUAUUUAUUAUCAAAAAGCCCCCCUACCCUCCUCACCACACACUCACACAUUGCCCCCCAUAAACUGCCCACACACAUACACUGCCCCCACACACACAUACACUGUCCUCCCACACACACAUACACUGUCCCCCAUACACACAUACACUGUCCCCCCAUACACACACUGCCCCCACACACACACAUACACUGCCCCCACACACACAUACACACACUGCCCCCACACACAUACACUGUCCCCCAUAGAUGCACUGCCCCCACACACACAUACACUGCCCCCCACACACACACCCCCAUACACACACUGCCCCCCACACACACAUACACUGCCCCCCAUACACACACUGCCCCCACACACACAUAAACUGCCCCCCCACACACUGCACCCCUCACAUUACACCACUGCUCCUAUGCCCUACUACAGCCCCAUAUCCCAGCAGAUCCCAGGUAAGUUGUCAAACUGUUCUUAAAUGGUUUGACUACUUAUUCUGGGAGGGGGUCCUGGCACUCCUGGCACCAUAACCACUACACAGAGCUGUAGUGGUUAUUGUGCAUGGAUUAUUUUUUUUAAAUAAUAUAAAAGUGCCCCUCCCGAGAUCAGUCUCUGGAUCUGCCACUGCCUCUCAGUAAAGUAAUACUUCCUGAUAUUAUUUUUAAACCUUUGCCCCUCUAAUUUAAGACUAUGUCCUCUUGUUGUGGCAGUUGUUCUUCUUUUAAACAUAGUCUCCUCCUUUACUGUGUUAAUUCCCUUUAUGUAUUUAAAUGUUUCUAUCAUAUCCCCCUUGUGUCGUCUUUCCUUUAAGUUCCUUUAACCUUUCCUGGUAAGUUUUAUCCUGCAAUCCAUGAACCAGUUUAGUAGCCCUUCUCUGAACUCUCUCUAAAGUAUCAAUAUCCUUCUGGCGAUACGGUCUCCAGUACUGUGUACAAUACUCCAAGUGAGGUCUCACCAGGGUUUUGUACAAUGGCAUGAGCACUUCCCUCUUUCUACUGCUAAUACCUCUCCCUAUACAACCAGGCAUUCUGCUAGCAUUUUCUGCUGCUCUAUUACAUUGUCUGCCUACCUUUAAGUCAUCAGAAAUAAUCACCCCUAAAUCCCUUUCCUCAGAUGUUGAGGUUAGGACUCUAUCAAAUAUUCUGUACUCUGCCCUUGGGUUUUUACGGCCAAGAUGCAUUAUCCUGCACUUUUCCACAUUAAAUGUUAGUUGCCACAACACAGGCCAUUUUUCUAGUGGAUUUCAAAGUUGAUCCAGAAAUGUACCUUGAGAUAGCAUAAUAUAUUGUUCGCUACUGAACUUCUAUUCUGUUCAGAGUCCUACAAAUAUAUUCAUGAAUAUGGUCUGCUAGACCAAACCAGUAAAAUAAAAACAACAAAUAUAUUUCACAUGCAAAGUAACUGUGCAGUGCACCUGUGUUGUUAAAACAGGUAGACAUUGUAGAUUGUACAAAAUAAACUACAUAGAUUACAUUUUUCAAAUCUAGUAUAUUGUGCCACCCAUAUUGUGAUGUUGUUGUUAUUAUUUACAUUAUUAUAUUUAGUAUUAUUUAUAUAAUUAUUACUUAUAUAUAUUAUUUAUAAAGCGCCAACAAGUUCUGUAGCGCUGUAUAUAGGUGGACUAACCGAUAUGUAUUUGCAACAAGACGAGCUGGAUGCACAGGAACAAAGGGUGUUGAGGACCAUGCUCAAAAGAGCUUACAUUCUUAAUUACUAAAUGUAAAAUUUAAAAGAAAACUGAGUAUCACAUAAAAAUAGUUAUCUCACAUUAUAUAGUGUUAUUUAGUGGUUAAGUUCCAGUGAAGAUUCCCCUUUAAGAGAAGUGAUGAUUCCCCUUUAACUCUGACAAUGGUAGGACAUUCCAUGCUGUCCUAAAAAUAGUGCACUAUAAAGCCAUUAGGAUGGCAUGGAACGUCCUUGCAUUUUGGUGUGAUACCUGGGUCUCCUCGUGUUUACUGAUCCCAGACAGACAAAUGAACUGAAUGCAGCAUUUAAAGUAUAUCCUGCAUAUAGCCUUUAAAUCCCUUUAAUCACUGCUAAAAGGCAAAUGUGCACAGCCACUGUUUUUCUUAGCUUGCCCCUAAAUGGAGGGAGAGACUAUAAGGGUCUGAAAAAAACUUUAUUAGUGUCUUCCCCUCCCCCCACCAAUAGUGAUUCGCGCUGGUCUUUCCAAGCUGCUCUGCACCCACUAGCGUACAUACCGCGGUCACAGGGGUCGCAGUUGCGACCAGGCCUGUCACUCCAAGGGGCCCGGCCAGCCUGAGGAACCCUGCGACCGGUACCCGCUGCCAUCUUUUGCGACCAUAGCCCGCGCAGCAAACCGCCGGGGCCGCUGUCCAAGGGAUCUAUCGGGUGGCCCAUGCUCACGUCACUCCUCCCAGCAUAUAAUGAUCAGUUUCGCACAAGGGCCCCAUGGAUUGUGUGUACGCCACUGUCUGCACCAAUCACUGCGUGAUCAGCAGAGAUAUGAUGCAGGAGCUGCAGCACCCAAGGGAGGUCCUUCUCUUGUGCUGCAAUCACACCAUAGAGAGCUCUCAUAGAGCACUCCGUACUGUGAGCAGGGAAGUCCCUCUUCUGACAUUACUACACGUUAGUGUUAAGUUUACAGUUAGCAUUAAGGUAGGGAUAUAGGGUAGGGAUUAGUGUUAGAUUAGGAUGCCGUUGUAAAGUAAGGUUUUCUGCUGGGUUAGAGUUAGGGUUAGUGUAGGGUCAGGGUAGGUGUAUGGUUAGAGUUAUUGUAAGUAUAGGGUUAGGGAUAGGGCUGGUACAGGGUUAGUGUUAACUAAAAAAAUUAAUUUAGAUUCUAGACACAUUUUUAGGUUUUAUUUUGGUUCAGAAGAGAACAAUAGCCUCCAUUCUCCAAUGUAUACAUUUACUUAAUAAUAUUAAUUUUACCACCUGCAGCAUCACUGGGGUGUCAUCAGCCAGCUAAUGUCAGUUCUGUGCAACUUUCAUUCAGCUGAUGCUCUCAGCCAGUGAAUGUCGACACUGUGCAGCUCUGCAGAAACCGGAACCAUUACUGGACCGCCAUUACUGGACCGCCUGGGAGCAUCGGGUCCCACGGGGACCCAGGAACGAGGGCAAACAGUUGCUAAACAAUUUGUCCCAUUAUCAGGGAGCCGGCCCUGGAUACUUCUCACAUUAUAACCAAUACAUCAAACUAGACGUUAUGAUGUUAGAAGUAACAUUUAUUUUCAAUUAUAUAUUUGUGGGUGAUGAUUAACUUGUAGCUUAUUCGAGUCAUGUUAUGUAACAUAAGGUAUAUUUAAUUGACUUUAAGAUGAUGAUUAGUCACACCCUUUAAUAUGUUUCUUUCCAAAUAUAAGUUGUGCAAGCUUUUGCAAUGAUUAAUUGAAAAAAAUCGUGUUGCACAUUUAAAGGGAAACUGUCCCUUCUCAGGAUUUUUCAUAUUAAGUUUGUUUACCCCCUAUAUGUAGAAAAUGUGUUUUUUGAUUUCCAAGAAAUUAAAUGUAAUUUACAUAAACCAGUUGCAUUUGUGGUAUGAUAAAUCAGACCAACUCAGAUAUAUACAAGUGACCUUCAAAUAUAAUAGCUCAAUUAUUUGUGUCCUUUAAAUCAUUAGACAAUAUAUUUUGUUUAUAUUAUUAUCAUUAUUAUUAUGAUAUUUAUAGAGCACCGUCAGAUUCUGCAGCGCUUUACAAUGGGUGGACGAACAGACAUGUAGUUGUAACCAGACAAGUUGGACACACAGGAACAGAGGGGUUGAGGGCCCUGCUCAAUGAGCUUACAUGCUCGAGGGAGUGGGGUAAAAUGACACAAAAAGGUAAGGAUAGUAUUAGACUAGUGACAGUUGCAGAAGAGGAAUCAGUCAGGAGCUAUUAACAGUUUAAUUGAUACGCUUUUAUGAAGAAGUGGGUUUUUAACGAUUUUUUGAAGGAGUGGAGACUGGGUGAGCAUCUAACGGAGGAGGGAAGCGAGUUCCACAGGAACGGUGCAGCCCUUGAGAAAUCUUGAAGGCGAGCAUCAGAGGUGGGAGUAUGGACAGAAGAUAGACGUAAGUCUUCAGCAGAUCGUAAGGGCCUAGAUGGGACAUACUUGUGUAUAAGGGAGGAUAGAUAGGUGGGAGCAGCAUUAUGUAGAGAUUUGAAAGCAAGAACCAGAAUUUUAAAUUGAGCUCUAUAUGUUAUAGGAAGCCAAUGUAGGGACUGACAGAAGGGUGAUGCAUGGGAGGUGCGGGCGGACAGGAAGAUGAGCCUCGCCGCCGCAUUCAUUAUGGACUGUAACGUCGCUAGUUGGGAGCACGUAAGACCACUGAGAAGCGGAUUACAGUAGUCAAGGCGAGAAAGGACAGUGGAAUAGACCAACACCUUAGUCGUAUCUGGCGUUAAGUAGGGGCGGAUGCGCGCAAUGUUUUUGAGAUGGAAAUGACAGGAUUUGGCGAUAGAUUGAACAUGAGGCUUGAAGGAGAGGUCGGAGUCAAAGAGAACACCUAGGCAGCGAGCCUGCGUGGUGGAGCUGAUGGUAGCACCGUUGACUUGGAGGGAGACAGACACAGGAGUAACAACACUUGAGGGAGGAAAGACCAGAAUUUCAGUUUUGGUCAAGUUUAGUUUAAGGAAGUGGGCAGCCAUCCAGUUAGAAACAGCAGAGAGGCAGUCAGAGACACUAGUCAAGAGGGACGGGGAGAGAUCAGGAGAGGACAGGUAGAUUUGCGUGUCAUCUGCAUAGAAAUGAUAUUGGAAGCCAAAGGAGCUAAUGAGUUUACCAAGGGAGGCAGUAUAGAUGGAGAACAGUAGGGGACCAAGGACUGAACCUUGGGGGACACCAACAGAGAGGAGUUGGGGAGAAGAAGCAGAGCCAGAGAAAGAAACACUGAAAGAGCGCUGGGAGAGGUAGGAGGAGCACCAGGAGAGAGCAAUAUCUUGUAGACCAAUAUUGCGGAGGAUGAGAAGAAGCUGUUGAUGAUCAACAAUGUCAAAAGCCGCAGACAGGUCAAGGAGAAUUAGGAUAGAGUAGUGACCACGAGAUUUUGCAGCGAGUAGAUCAUUGGAUACUUUGGUCAGUGCCGUUUCAGUGCUUAGCGCGGAAACCAGACUGAAGUGGGUCUAGCAGAGAGUUGGACUUGAGGAAGUCUGUCAAUCUCGCAUACACAAUUUUUUCCAGGAUCUUGGAUGCAAAAGGCAGUAGCGAGAUAGGACGACAGUUGGAUGGGGAGUUAGGGUCAAGAUUGGGCUUCUUUAGAAUUGGGGUUACAGUUGCAUUUUUGAAGGGUAAUGGAAAUAUACCAGAGGAGAGAGAGAGAUUGAGAAUUUUAGUGAGAGGUGGAGAAAGAGAAGAAGACAGAGUAGGGAUGAGAUGCGAGGGAAUUGGAUCUAGGGAGCAGGUGGUGGGGUGGGAGGACUGGAGCAGAGCAGAAACCUCUUCCAAUGUGGCGGGUGCGAAUGAACAUAGAACAGCAGAGGGAGUGAAGUUAGGGGAAGUAUUGUAAGGGGAAGAAGAAAGAUGAUAUAUCUCUUCUCUGAUUGUAGAGAUCUUGUCAGUGAAGUGAGUUGCAAAGUCUGAGGCGGUCAAGUUAGUAGGUCGAGGAGGAACAGCAGGGCGAAGAAGAGAGUUAAAUGUGUGAAAUAGUCGUUUGGGUUCGCGGGAGAGUGUGGUUAUGAGGGUAUUGAAGUAAUUAACUUUUGCAGAGGAAAGAGCCAAGCUGUAUGAGCUCAGCAUAAAUUUAUAGUGGAGAAAGUCAGAUGCACAGUGAGACUUUCUCCAACAGCGUUCAGCAGUUCUGGAGCAUUUUUGGAGGUAUCGAGUGAGCUUGGUGUGCCAGGGUUGUUGUUGGGGGGGCCUGCGGUGUUUAAAUGUACAAGGUGCCAUGAUGUCUAGUUGAGAGGAGAGGGUGGAAUUGUAGAAGGAGGUUGCAGAACUAGGACAGGUGAGGUUUGAGAUAGGUAAAAGGAGAGUUUGGAGAUUAGUGGAGAAAUGCUCUAGGUCAAGACAUUGGAGGUUUCUGUGAGAGUGAUGUUCAGACGGUGGUGUCAAUUGGGUCUUAGGUAUGCCAAUGUCAAAAGUCAGCAGAUGGUGGUCAGAUAGAGGAAAAGGAAUAUUGGAGAGAUUAGAGGCAGUACAGAGGUUGGUGAAGGCAAGAUCAAGAGUGUUUCCUGCUGUAUGGGUUGCUAGAUUGGACCAUUGCGUAAGGCCAAAGGAGGAGGUUACAGAGAACAGACGAGAGGCAUCAGUGCAAUUGGGGUUAUUGAUUGGGAUAUUGAAAUCCCCAAGUAUAAGGGAAGGAGUGCUAGAUGAGAGGAAGUGGGGAAGCCAGGAAGAAAAGUGCUUAAUGAAUAGUCUAGGAUAACCGGGGGGGCGGUAGAUGAUAGCAAUUCUUAAAGGAGUGGGUUUAAAUAGGCAUAUAAAACAAGCAUAUCACACGUCUCUGGUAGUUAUUGCUGACUAAAGGUUAAAUGCCUCUAACUCAGGCUUUCCCAAACUCCGGCCCUCCAGAUGUUGCUGAACUACAACUCCCAUGAUUCUAUGAAUGAAAUAGAUAGGCUGAGAAUCAUGGGAGUUUUAGUUUAGCAACAUCUGGAGGGCCGUAGUUUGGAGAAGCCUGCGGUCUAAAUGAUCAUCUAUGAGUGAUUCAGAGUUAAACCAAAAGUCUUCCAAAAACAGCACCUGUAUGGAGAAAAGAGAUUUUAGAAUGUCAAACUCAGGAUCCAGAGUCUAAUUUUCAGAGGGGUACAGAAGGUGAAUGGCCAGAAACGGUUAGUGAUUUGACCUUCCCCAUCUGCCCCAGAUCCACCACUAAUGGGCAUCUAGCAGUAAAUGUAUGGCUUGGGUUUAAUCAUAAAACAGAGAAUUCAUGUAAAGCAGUGUUUAAGGUAAUAGCUAUGCCUUUUAAAGGUUUUGUAGGAGGGAGGGAUAAAUGACUAGAACUUGUGAGAUAACUAGCAUGAAGUGUAUAUCUGUGUUUUGUCAGGGAUAAACUAGGGAUUACCCAGGAGGCCAUGUGUUGAAUCUAAUAAAAUGUUAAUGUCACUUUGCAAUUUCAAGAAAUACCUUCUGAAAGUCGUAAUCACUUAUGAUCUCAUUUACAUUCAGCAUUAUAGUUUUAAGAACACAAGUCCACUUUGACACAAUCAGGUGAAUUAUUGGAUUGUGAGAUCAGUCAUGUGAGGUUGUAAAGAAAGGUCGACGCGUAAGACAUCAAAGGUAAUGGAAAUCUGUGCAGACAUAGGAGCAAAGUUUAUCAUUCGGAAACGUGCAUUUAGAGAGAUAGCACAUCAUGUGGAAUAAUUCAAACACGAGUCCAUUUUUUUUACUCUAUCGUUUUUCAUUGCAGGUGGUGAUCACAUAGUAUGUAUAAAAUACCAAGAAAAAAGAAAAAGGAAGACCUAGGGGAAAAGGGGAAAAGGGGAGAGGGGGAAGAAAGAAAACCACACCCCUCCUACCCCGAUACUUCCUUUUUCUUUUUUCUUCAUCAAUACGUAUGUGAGGGUUACCCCCCAAGUCAGGUUGCCCUGGACACACAUUCGGCUGAUUUACCUUUUAGGGUAUCAGCUGUUCCUAACUAUGUAUGUAUAAAAUACCACAAACACUCAUAGAGUGUCCAAUAAAUGGUGGGCCUGAUUCAAAUAUAUACAUGUAUAAAAUAUUUCCCCAUCAUAAACAACAGUUCUUAUUUGAGAAUUGGAUUUAUUAUAAUAUUUGUAUUUAUUUAGGGCCAAUAGACAUAUUUUCUUAGUGGACAGACAGACAUGUAGUGGGUGGAGGUGCAUGCUUCACCCUCACACCAGGAAAAUAAGGAGAUUUGAACCAGAGGGCCAGCAGCACUUGAUUUCCAAAUCUGAAGAUUCUGUGUGAAACUUGGCAUGUCUUAGAUUUACUAAAAGAGGCUGUGACUACGAUAAUACUUGUGGACAAUACACCAUAAUAGUAAAGGGAUACUCUAAUUACCAAAACAACCUUAGUUUAAUAAAGUAGUUUUGGUCUAUAGAUCAUGCUUCUGAAGUCCCACUGCUCAAUUCUCUGCCAUUUAGGAGUUAAAUUACUUUUGUUUGUUUAUGCCACUAAAGCCACCGACCCUGUCUGUGAUUCACACAGUUUAGAUCAGCGGUAGUCACCCUGGUGCCUAUCGCCCACUAGUGGGUUUUUCAAGCUUUCAUGGUGAGCAGUGGAGGUUGGUUUUAUCCGCUACCCUUGGUUGUCCAGCACAACCACAUGGUCCCCCAAAACGUGCGCCCAGUCAUUGACCUCAUAAAAACGACAAACACGCUUUGCGUUAACGCUUCUGUUUGAUAAAUCUCUCUCUCGAUGACUAAAAGGAAGCGCUUGUGCGACUGCAUUCUUGAUCAGGACGAUGUAACACGCGGGAAGAGGAGAGGAGCUGAUGCACUCCAAUGUAAAAGCAAGAACUGAAAGAAAUGUGAUGUUUAAAGUAGCUGAUAUUAAACUUUGGCAAGCAAGUAGUGUUAUUUUCUGUUUACUUGGUUUACUUAACAUUAAAAAAAAAGGAUGGAGAGAAUAAAAAGAUAGGAAAACGGAGACUCCUGAUAUAAAGAUAUUCCUUUUUUCAGUUGUUUUGUUGUUUGUUAAUAAUAAAGUAGGAUACCUUCCUGCCAGUGAUUACAAUAAGAAAGGAGAAAAGAGUAGAAGAAAGAAAAGAAGAAAAUGUAAAAAAAAGAAAAGAAAAUGAAAAUAUAUCCAGUUUUCACAUUUAACUUUAUCUUUUUCUUCAAUUUAAGCAGCUCCAAUGCUAGUAGGCGCUGCAUUGAUGACGAUGCAGAGACUCAUUACAUUUAAAUUAUAUAUGUAUAUAUAUGCAUAAAGUAGAAAUAAAAAGAUACAUUUAUGCACAUAUAUUUUAAAUAACCCUCCUUUCUACAAAUUUUGCAAACUUGCGCUAAAAUGUUUUAGGUAAUGUGGCACAGUUGGGUGGUAAGGAAAUGUUACCAUGAAAAAAGACACAUUUAAGUGGGUGGUAAGUAUAAAAAGGUUGACUACCUCUGGUUUAGAUGUGGUUUUUUUUGCAAUCAGAUCUUACAGUACGGUGUAUUUACGUUAGUUCUUGUCUCAUGCUCUGUUAAUUGAAAGCUAAUUGCAUACCUGAGGCUGUUGUAGAUCAUUAAUAGCAGAAUUUCUAAAUUAAACACACUGUGCAAUGAGGGAAGAUUACAUUUUUAGUUAGUAUGUAGGUGUCAGGGGUCUGGUCAGGAAGGGGUGCUGACCAGUCUAUAGGUUGGAACCCAGAAUACAAAGAAACCAAUAUACACACAAAUUAAGGUAAAAAACAAGUGUAUUUAUAUUUACAAGGAAGACAAUAAAAUGAAAUAUAAGAACACAUAACAGAAUGUAAGAGAAGGGCCUCUGGAUACAGGGAAGCAUAGGCGGGGCAGCCAGCACAGGAAUGCAGGAUAGGUGGGGCAGCCAUCAAGUGAAUGCAGGAUAGGUGGGGCAGCCAUCAAGGGAACGCAGGAUGGGUGGGGCAGCCAUCAAGGGAACGCAGGAUAGGUGGGGCAGCCAUCAAGGGAAUGCAGGAUAGGUGGGGCAGCCAUCAAGGGAAUGCAGGAUAGGUGGGGCAGCCAGCACAGGAACGCAGGAUAGGCGGGGCAGCCAUCAAGGGAACGCAGGAUAGGCAGGGCAGCCAUCAAGGGAACGCAGGAUAGGCAUGGCAGCCAUCACAGGAAUGCAGGAUAGGCAUGGCAGCCAUCACAGGAACGCAGGAUAGAUGGGGAAACUAUCACAAGAACGCGUGAUAGGCUGGGCAGAUAUCACAGGAACACAGGAUACACGGGGCAGAUAUCACAGGAUAGGCGGGCAGUUAUCACAAGAACGUGGGAUGGGCAGUUAUCACAAGAACGCAGGAUAGGCAGGCUGUUAUCACAGGAACGCAGGAUAGGCGGGCAGUUAUCCCAGGAAUGCAGGAUAGGCAGUUAUCACAAGAACGCAGGAUAGGCAGUUAUCACAAGAACGCAGGAUAGGCAGUUAUCACAGGAACGCAGGAUAGGCGGACAGUUAUCACAAGAAUACAGGACAGGCGGGCAGUAAUCACAGAAAUGCAGGAUAGGCGGGCAGUUAUCACAAGAACGCAGGAUAGGCGGGCAGUUAUCACAAGAACGCGGGACAGGCGGGCCGUUAUAACAAGAAUGCAGGAUAGGCAGUUAUCACAGGAACGCAGGAUAGGCGGGCAGUUAUCACAAGAACGUGGGAUGGGCAAGCAGCUAGCACAUGAAUGCAGGAUUGGCAGGCAGCUAGCUCAGCUAUACAGAACAAAAGGACCAGAUCAACAACAUUAUUAGCAAUAAUGAACUGGCAAACAAGAAGAGGUGAGGCUCAACUAAACAGGGAAAAGAUAAUUACAAAGUAAUAUCAGCUGGGAACAGAGAACGUUCUCAGUCUGGGUGCAGCAGCCUGAAAUAGCACCACAGACAGGUAGUGGCACUAUGAGGUACUGCACAAGACUGAGCGUAAACCAAACCUUGACAGCAGGGUCUGUGUGAGUUUGGAGAUAUGUCUAGGAAUGUAUAAACAAACGAAUUUACAGCGGCACUGUCACCCCCACCCCCCCUGCAAAUAUAGUAUUUCAUAAAGAUACAAUCUUUCUGAAAUACUCAUACUAACUGUGUUAGCAAUUCACUGAAAUUUUAACCAAAUCAAAAGAUUCUGUAGAGUCUAUUUUGUCUCAGUAUAUUUCCUAUGUCUGACAUUUCUAGACACUGGGCGGAGCCUAGAAGUGCAAUCUACCAGCCGUCACUAGUGACAGCUGCAGAGAUACUAGCUCUCUCCAUAGAAUUUAAUGCAUGCGCGAGCGUACAGCAGCAGUGAUGCAAUCGAGGACCUGCCAGAAGAAGAUAGCGGUGCCUAUGAGGGAUAGGUUACAGUAAGUAAAUCACACAUUUCCCUGCUCCCCCUUCAGCUUCUGAUCCACCAGUGUCUAUGUCACCAUUAGGGGACACUGCCGCUUUAACUGCUAAAAGGCAGAUAAUUGAGGAGUGAGACUGCAGGGGCAUGAUCUAUACACUGUGACAGCUCCAUUAAGGUAAAGUUGUGGUAUGUGAGUGGGUGCCUGUGUGUAGGUUUAUUACAAAUAUCUGUUUUUAUUCCCUCUGCAGUGACUGUCAUAUCAUUACUUUGCCUGUCCAGCAUUAGUCCGGCAUGGUGCCAGAUAAUGAACGACUCACAGGAUCUGUCUUCGUUCACUUUAAGGAAUUCAACCCAAACAACAAAUGAAACAAGUUUGGAUCUUGCAGAAUCCUUUGGAAAUAAAUACAAUAUCUACAUAGGGCUUUUAUUGGGAAUCAGUUCCAGUCUGUUCAUUGGCUCCAGUUUCAUAAUGAAAAAAAAAGGCCUUUUGCGAUUGGCUGAAAAAGGAGUCACCAGAGCAGGUAAGCAGAAAAACAUGUUUGUUCGUGAUAAGAUAAACGUUUGAGCCAUUCACUCUUGUGCAAGAGAAAGGUGACACUAAUACAAUAAUUAUAUUUCUAUUUUUAUGUGGGCAUUGAGCUAAAAAUCAAAGGUUAUAAAUGCUGACAUCCUCAAUGAAUGAGAAUUUCGAGAUUUCCUUUAAGCCCUUAAGGACCAAACUUCUAGAAUAAAAGGGAAUCAUGACAUGUCACACACGUAAUGUGUCCGUAAGGGGUUAAGCAUUAUUGAUCACAGCACGUGAUAAUGGAUCAUCUGUCUGUAAAGGUUCCCAUUUACCUAACAUCUGGUAGGCUGUGGGACUACCAGCCUUGAACUGUAUGUGAUAUUGGAUUUAUUUUGCUGUAUUUAUUUACACCAGGAAACGUUACUAGAAUGUGUAUUGGAACCUGCAGUGACGGUAUUACCCGAAGGUGGGAUUUUUGUACUGUUUGAAGGUUAACGUCCAGCACCCAAAUAUUAGAUGCAUUAGAUAAAUUAGAUUACAGUUAGAUCAGUUUUGCUGCAUAGAAGUUAAUCCCUUUUUCAGACUCUGUAAAACAUUUCUGUGUCUGGGCUUACACUGACCAUUUUAUGAAUUAAAAGCAGAUUUUACCUAGACCAAUGUUCACUUUUUCCAAAGUUCACCGGUUAGUAUUUCCAAGAGAGUUAUGUUCAGCUCCCUUUGAAUGUUGCAAGGUAUAAUAAAUGUGUCUUUCUGUUUGAGAAUUGCUGGAGUAGUCAUGUCUUUGGGGUGACGAGUUUUACAUUGUUCUGUCUCUGUGUUACAAGUAAUUUUGGUUUCUUGUACUUACAAUGACAUUAGUUGUAAACCAGCUAGAAGAACCUAUUCUUAAUAUAGCUGUUACAUGCAUUUAAUUUUGUUUGGUUUCAGUUUAAUCUUGUAAAAAUUCGACAUAUAGGCAUCUGACCACAUAGAACUUGGACAAUGGGUAUGAAAAACUCUCUUUGGACAGACUUAAUUUGGAACCCUUGUUUAUCAAGGGCACACAGUAAUAUUUCAUAGUGCACUUUUAUAUAGCGUACCACUCCUGCACUUAAUGCAAUACUCGUUCCUAUGCCAUCCCUGUGAAUCACAUGAUUUUGUCAUAGGCUGAUCUGCUCAAUUCAUACCACUACAUACCAUCCCAGACACUGUAUCACUUUUUUAUCGUCAAAAGAACACUCCACUGCCCAAAUUAAAAAAAUUAAAUAAAAACACUGUUUAGUAGCUAUACUAAACAUACCUUUAUUCAAAUAUAAUUUUUUUCAUUAGGGUAUAUCUAAAAACCACUUGCAAAAGAUCUGCAGCCUUUGCAAGCCUUCCCUUUCUAACCCCACCCAGACUCUCUGUGGCUGUCCAAUCACAGGCUUCCUAAUGCAGCUCAAUGAGAAGUAUUUGCAAGGCAGAUGCCCGAGAAAUUGCUGCCUCUUGAGUUUAGCUGCAUUGAGAUCACCAAACCAGGUAGUAAGCGACUAGUUGUCUGAUUGACAGCCUGGAGAGUGUAAAAAGGUAAAUUUAUAUAAAAGAACAUUUCUAUUUAAAUCUCACAUUUUUAAAAUGAAAACACUCUACACACAUAAAGUUCUUCAGCAAGCUGGAGUCUUGAGUGUACCUUAAAUGCAUUGCUUUCAUGCUAAAUAGCAGCUCUCUUUUAAUCCUUAUUAAUCCAUACCACCUCACAGUUCUCAACGCUCCUGUAAUCCAUACUGCUCCAAAACCAUACCACACACUGUAGCUCUCCUGUAAUCCAUACUGCUCCAAAACCAUACCACACACUGUAGCUCUCCUGUAAUCCAUACUGCUCCAAAACCAUACCACACACUGUAGCUCUCCUGUAAUCCAUACUGCUCCAAAACCAUACCACACACUGUAGCUCUCCUGUAAUCCAUACUGCUCCAAAACCAUACCACACACUGCAGCUCCCCUCUAAUAUAUACUGCUCCCAAACCAUCCCACACACUGCAGUUCCCCUCUAAUAUAUACUGCUCCCAAACCAUACCACAUACUGCAGCUCUCCUGUAAUCCAUACUGCUCCCAAACCAUACCACAUACUGCAGCUCUCCUGUAAGUUAUACUGCUCCCAAACCAUACCACACACUGCAGCUCUCUUGUAAUCCAUACUGCUCCCAAACCAUACCACAUACUGCAGCUCUCUUGUAAUCCAUACUGCUCCCAAACCAUACCACAUACUGCAGCUCUCUUGUAAUCCAUACUGCUCCCAAACCAUACCACAUACUGCAGCUCUCCUGUAAUCCAUACUGCUCCCAAACCAUACCACAUACUGCAGCUCUCCUGUAAGUUAUACUGCUCCCAAACCAUACCACACACUGCAGCUCUCUUGUAAUCCAUACUGCUCCCAAACCAUACCACAUACUGCAGCUCUCCUGUAAUCCAUACUGCUUCCAAACCAUACCACAUACUGCAGCUCUCCUGUAAUCCAUACUGCUCCCAAACCAUACCACAUACUGCAGCUCUCCUGUAAUCCAUACUGCUCCCAAACCAUACCACAUACUGCCUGUAUCUAGUUUUUAUACAGAUUACAUUUUCUAUUGCAGUAGCAGUGACUCUAUUCUCUGCUGCCCAUUUGCAGAGCUGCACGCUAAUGCUUUAAGUGUGUGCCUCCAGUCUAUGUACUGCAAGGUGGCACGAAACAGCAGUCAUUGUAAAAUGAUACCUAUCUGCGUAAACACACGUGUUUCACUAAGUUCAACAUGCAAAACCGUGUUUGUUAAACAAAGGUUAAAAUAAGAGUUCAAUAAAAAAAAAAAUAUUCUCUGUUGGCAUGAGAGCCAAAUUAAUGUAGGGGCUGUUGGUGUUGAAGCUCCAGGCCACACACUGCAAGAAGCCCACACUCCUAGAUUUCUGUUUGGGAUUUUCUUUUUGGGUGAUCUCAUGUGUCCUUUGAAUGCCGAGUGCCUUUGUCACAGGCUUUGGCCAGGUACGCACAGAUAUCCUAUUGAAUCUGACUGAGAAUCUUAAGCUUCAUUGACUGCCAAAGUGAAACACACUGAUGGACACUCUAAUGUACAAAGCGGAAUGUGGCAGACUACAUUGUAGACAUCUGCCAGCACUGAGGCACGAGACAUAAUUUAAAAUUAAAAACACUUAAAGAGAUAUUCACUAAAGCUAGGAUUUCAAUUUUUGGAAUUCAAUGGGAAUUUCCAAAUGUCGGAGGAAGGGGGGGGGGGGGGGAAGAAUCAAUAAAAUUAGAAUAUUUCUCCAAGUCAGUUCUGUUUUCAGUACGACUGUUUUGGCCUUAAAUUUUAGAUUCACUUUGAAUUUCCAGCAUUUCUCUCUUCAGUGAAUAACCUUGUUUGUGUACAUUGUUAAAGCAGACAUCUCAAAUAAGUACAUUUCUGCAACCCAAUUUAGGUGUGCAGAAACAAACUAAACCUGAAUUUAUAUAUCUGUACACUGAUCUGUCAUUCAACAGUUGUGUAAAUAGUAUACACUGAUCUGAGAAUAAAUAUAGACAUGAUGGAUUUGGUGAAUAUCUAUAUAUAGAGAGAGAUGUAUAAUUGCAUUUUGUCUUCCACAUAGUUUAUAAUUUGCACCAUUGUUAAGCAAGAUGUUUGAUUGAGAUAAUUUCACCAUGAAGCUGUACAUGUUCCAGUUACUCCCAUUCAAAUAAAAUGUAAAAUUCCAAGUAAGACACACCUUUAGAAAUUAACCCCUUAGGGCUGGUAGGAUAUUCCAUGCCGUCUUUCACAGACUGGUCUGUUCUUUAACACGGCAUAAAAUGUCCUAAAGGUUUGGUGUGAGCAAGAUUAAAUCCCUGCUCACACUAUGGAGACGCAGGUAUCAAUUGAUACCUGGGGAUCCACUCAUUCAGCUUGGGCCAUAUUUAGUGGUCUCAGACUGACCAAUUAGGUGUAUGUAGUGCUCAAAGUGACAGGGUCACUGGGCAGGGUAUCUCUGCUUGUCCCCUGCCUUCUGUGACCACCCCAGUGCUGCACAGCACCAAUCACACAGCAUGGGUUAAACACUUACCUUUCUCCAGCGCCGGGCUCCCUCGGCGCGCUGGGGACUCUCCUCCCACUUCCGAUGUCAUCGGCUGAAUGCGCAUGCGCGGCAAGAGCCGCGCGCGCAUUCAAUCAGUCCAUAGGAAAUCACAGUGAGAAGCGCGGAAGUGUCUGGAUUAACCCAUAUGUAAACUUAGCAGUUUCUCUGAAGCUGCUAUGUUUACAGCUUCAGAGUUAACCCUAGAUGGACCUGGCACCCAGACCACUUCAUUGACUUCAUCCUUUAAAGGGAUUCUGUAGUCACCAGAAUCACUACAGCUUAAUGUACUUGUUCUGUCUCCUGUCUUUCAGGAUUUCAAAUGUAAACUCUGCCUUUUCAGAAAAAAAUCAGUGUUUACAUUACUGCCUUGUAACACCUCUAGUGGCAGUCACUCAGACAGCCACUAGAGGUGCUUCCUACUCCAGUGCUGCACUAUGUGCAGCAACUACAUUCUGCGUCUCCACGCUAUGCAUACAGAUGCUGAAGGCUCUCCAUAGACAUGCAUUAAAUCAAUGCAUAUCUAUGAGGAAAUGCUGAUUGGCACAUCACUUUGUUUUGCCACGAUUGCUUAAUAGCGUCCCAAUGCUUUGGAUUGGCUAAGAUCAUUAAGAUUUAUAAUCUCACCCAAUGAGGGGUGACAAGCCACAACAAGACAGGCGUGGUGAUGUAGAAAAGGUGAAUUUACUACCUUUUAACUCCACUCUGAGGGGGACGGUGGACCCCGUGUAUUCCUAACAUUAUAGUGUUUCUUUAAGAAGUUAAAUAAAUGGACUGUCAUAUUUUCCUUUCCAUUUUAGAAGCUUAUACUGUACAGGAUAUAUAUUUUUAUUUAUUUUGUGAGUUUUGUAUAAGCUUAUUCCAUUGUUUGAAAACAUAACAGUACCAAUCCAAGAUUUCCAGAUUAUAUUAUUUAUAACUAUCUCAGUGACGCUGUGCAAUCUGCACACCAGGGAUGUUAGGAGUCAAUACAGCUUUGAAUUGUCCCUUUUAAAAGAAUAAUACAAAUUAAUUAAACAGGAACUAUACAUUUUACUAAUUUUCACGUAUGUCCUAGACAGAGUUUAGAUGUUAUUUAAAUCUAAUUUUAUUGACUUAUAAGAAGAUCAUUGUAGAUUUUAAAAUAUAAUAUUUUGCUUUGUAUUGUGAGGAGAUGAUCUUUAGCAUGCAUGUAUGUGUGUGUAUAUGUAUGUAUGUGUGUGUCUGUGUGUAUAUAUAUAUAUAUUUAUAUAUAUAUAUAUAUAUAUAUAUAUAUAUAUAUAUAUAUUUAUAUAUAUAUAAAAUAAAUAAAUAGCUUGGCACUCUCCUUACCGGUAUUAUGAAUAUAUCUGCCUGGGUGCCAUCCACAGUGCGUCCAAUAUAUAAACAAAGAAAGAUCCAGGAUGCACUCGCAGGACUUUGCCAAAAAUAAUGUGAUUUAUUUAAGUGAUGUGCAUACAGCAAACAAAAAACUACGUUUCGACCCCUGCGGAUCUUUUUCAACCUUGAAAAAGACCCGCAGGAGUCGAAACGUCGGUUUUUGCACAUCACUUAAAUAAAUCACAUUAUUUUUGGCAAAGUCCUGCGAGAUAUACACACACACAUAUAUUAAGGAAUUUCCAGGGAUUCAAAAUUAAUUUCAAAUUUAUAAUCAAACUGGAAGCAUAGCUAACUUGAGGAUUUUUCCCAUACUUUUUUAGCCUUAUUUUUAUUUUUUUAUUAUGAUUUUAGAAAGAUUAAAUAUAUAUAUAUAUAUAUAUAUAUAUAUAUAUAUAUUUAACAGCAUUUUAGUAAACUAUAUUAUUCCAGUGUAUUUCCAUCCAAAUCCAAUCUUAGAUAGAUGGUUAUUAGGUAAGAAUAUCUGGGAAAUUAAUAUAGUCUUGAAUUAAGUUCCAUUAUACUUUGAUAUUGGAUUUGGGCUUCGAUAUCUAUUAAGGUUCCUAGCAAUACAUAGUUUGACAGCCAUUAAAACAUGAAUGGUUAAAUAUGAAGAUGGUUUAGCCAUUUUUGGCAUAUCUUUGUGAAAUACGAAUCUUUCUGGGGUCAAAGUGAUAUUUAAUUUUAGAUCAGUAAGAAGUUUAGAUACUCCCAGUUUAAGAAUAUCCAAGCCAACACAGUCUCACCAGAUAUGUUUAAGUGAACCAAGUUCUCUAUUACAUCUCCAGCAGUAAUUGGAGGAAUUUAUUUGAAACUUACAUAGUUUAAUGGGAACCAUAUACCAUCUGUGAAUACGCUUAAGGAAGGUUUCUUGUAUAUUUAUUCAAUGAAUCGUUUUCUUUAUUAACUCAAAUUAAUUUGACCAGGCUUGACAAGAGAAGGACUUAUCCAGAUCGAUUUUCCACUUAAUGACAGUAUUCAAUUUAACUUCUUGAUUAAGUGUAUCCAAGACUCUUCUAAUUCUUGAAGGUUUAUUAGUGCCCUCCCCAUAGAGAAUCUUAUCAAAGGGUGAGCCCCUAAUUAAAGAUGUUUUAUGUAGAAAAUCUAUUAUUCUUAGAUAAGUAAAAUAUUCUUUAUUCGAUAAACCUGAUCUUUCCUGUAAGUACGAAAAUUUACUAAUCCCAGAGGUACCAUAUAAGUCUUGAAUUUUUACCAACUCUAUUUCUAAUCAACCAGACAAAUUAAAAUCCUGGAUAAAAAUUUUCAAGCCUUCUAAAAGAGCAUUUCUAGAGAUUUGAUUUUGGAAAUAUUUAUUUAUCGGCUCUAUAGAUUGGAAAACAUGAGAAAUAAGUAAGUUGUCAAUAUUCAAGUUUCUGAAUAACUUCUUAUCUGCCCCCCAAAAAAAACCAAAAGGGUCAAAAGUACCACAUAAUCUUUUUCAUAUAUAUAUAUAUAUAUAUAUAUAUAUAAAUAUAUAUAUAUAUAUACCAUGAUUUCAUUGUUGAAUUUCCGUUUCCCAGUUCCAAAAAAUGGGAAAACGUCACAGUAUCAUGAGUAUAAAAUAUAUUCGGGAACGAUAAUCCUCCAUCUGCUAAUCUUGUCGACAUAACUUUUUAAAUGCAAUCCAUGGUUUCUUACUGCACAAAACAUAUGAUAUAAAUAAGCAAUGGAAUAAAUGUAGUGUCUUCUUAGGAACUGUAAGGGGAAUUGUGCGAAAAAGAUAUUCCAAUUUUUGAAGUAAAUAUGCUCUAAUAGUAUUUAUUCUUCCCAGCCAUGAUAUUUGUAGUUUGGACCAUUUUGAGAUAGUAUUUCUAAAUUCUUUAAGAAGUGCAUUAUAGUUGUCAGUGAUCCACACAUCAAUAUUAAAAAUAAUAAUUGUUCCCAAGUAACAAAUGGAAUUAGAAGACCAGUUAAAUUUAUGGUCAUUGUUCAGAUUUUCUACUUGAGGGUAUGAGAGAUUACAAUGUAGAACUUGCGUUUUUUUUUCAUAUUGAUUAUAUAAUUGGAAAAUCUACUAUAUUCUUCUAUUCAUUGUAGUGUGGCUGGUAUAGAGACCUCUGGAUAUGUUAGUGUCAUAAUUAUAUUGUCUGUGAACAUAGUUAUUUUUUGUUUUUGGUCGCCUAAAGGCACCCCAGUUAUAUUAUGAGUUUGUCUGAUAUAUGCAGCUAGUGGCUCGAUAGAGAGAAUAUAAAGGAGGGGUGCCAAUUUUUAGCCUUAAAUUUGAACUUUAUUUUGAAUGCCUGACGAUUCACUCUAGUGAAUAACCCUGAUAUUGUGCAGUAUGACCUAAUUGGCAUAUCAUGAGAUUCUAAUCCACAGUUUUUCUUACAUUAUUGUUCUCAUGUUCUGUCCAAUUAUUCUAGUAUUUUCAUGCUACAUGUACAAUAGACACUGGCUGGGGCGCAUUGUUACUGGGUUUGUUAAACGUUUGUUUUAUGUAACAAGAAAACUUUUGUUUUACAGGACAGGGUGGAUUCUCUUACCUGAAGGAAUGGCUUUGGUGGGCUGGACUCAUUUCAAGUAAGUUUAUAACAGAUCGUUUGCCGUAAUUGAGUUUCAUUACGGAAUUUUUAUUGCUGUUGUUACAGAGGUGGCAACUAUUUAAAGUAUUCUGGUAUGCUAUAUGCUGAGUGUCAUUAAUAAUGGCCAUUGUUCAUUGUAAAAGUUAAGUCACCAAAGAUUGUCUGUUAAAUGCCAAUCUACCCCCAUGUUCUAAGGAAAUAACAAGUAGCAUUCUUUCCUUUUCGUCUCAUUAAUCAUGUUCAUGCCCUGUAUCGUGAGCUGUGACAAAUGAAAUAUUCUAAAAUAAUCAUAAAUAAUGUAUCUGUGUGACAUUUAUAGCAGUCUUAAACUGUUAUUUCUCAAGAUUUUUAAUGUUAUGGUCACUUGUUAGCAAUACUUAGCAUAUGUGGUUGUAAAGUAUAAAUAAUGUAAUUAAAUGUUAAAAAUUCACACCAUUCUACGCUGGAUCUGGGUAACUGUCAUGGUCCUGCUUGGCAGGUAUAUGCUAAGCAACAUAACCACUUUAAAGUGUUGUAGUAGUUAUGGUGUCAAGUGUUUCUGGGCACCAUCCCAUGAUAAGCUGUGGAACCAGUUACGAAUGGUGUGUCAUUUAGCUGGCUCUGUCGGGCCCCUAUAGCACUUGUGAUCUGAACUGUUAUGUUAAAGUAGAAGUUUAUACCUUUGAAUUAGUCUGCCAACAAAGGUGAACUCAUUUCUAGACAUGUGCAAUUCGUUUCGGUCUGAAUUUAAAUUCGGACGAAUUUCAGCAAUUCGGACAUUCGGAUGCUUCCGAAUGUCCGAAUUGCCAAAGUGCUGAAUUUCCGAAUUUCGGAAGUCACGAAUUGCCGAAGUGCCAAACCGAACCGAAUUGCUGAAGUGCCAAAGUGCAUCGGAUUUCUAAAAAGUGGCAAAACUGGAGAGGGAGGUAAAAUCAAGGAAAUGAUGACACGAAUAUAACCCUAACCCUAACACUCACUAACCACUAACAAAUGAUAUUUGGGGGUCUUGGUACCAGCAGGGAUUUAAUUGAAUGCAAUCUUCCCACUUGGAGGGAUUGGGACAGCAUACAUUAUUAUGGGGACUGUAUUGAUCAUUAUAGUUACAGUACGGAUGGACAUGUCAGGGCACACCAACACUCCUUGGUUACUUAGUAACUGUAAUGAACAUGUUAGAAAUAAGUAACACUCUCCCCGUCCACACUGGACGCACCCUAGGCCUGAAUGUAGAAAGAAAAGAAGUCUUAUCAGUGCAAAUAACUCUGCAAAUCUUACUUUUGUAUGUCAAUGGGCAGGACUUUCUAUAGUGAGCUCACUUCAGAAUAAAAAUAAAUGUUAAUGUGACGUUAAUUUCAGAGAGAUGUUUUUUUAAGUUUUAUUAUUAUAUUGAUUGGGAUUGACACACCAACAGUACAUAUGUGUGUGCUAUAUGUGCACAGUGCUAUAACAAACAGGAUUUAAAGCAUGGCACCAAAAUACAGUACUCAACCAUUCCAUGCUGUGUAGAGGCCAUGAAAGCAGUGUUAAUUUUGGCAGCAAAUUUCCAUUCAGUUUUAGUCUAGUUUUAUUUGAUUAAAUCUCCAGUAGAUUUUAGUCGACACAACUAAAACCUAAUGGGUUUAGUUAAAGCUUCUACCUGUCUCUUUUGACCUUUCACCCACCCCUCUGUGUCUCUUUGUGUCCCCCAAGCCCUUCUGAAAGUCUUUCCCCAAGUCUCGGUCUGUCUCUUUUGCCCCUUCCUCAGCCCCUUUGUGCAGUGUUAAUUUUGGCGGCUAAUUUCAAUUUAGUUUUAGUCAUAGUCUUUUGACUAGAAUUCCAUUUUAGUUUUAGUCUAGUUUUAGUCGACUAAAUCUCAAAAAUAGUCGACUAAAAUUAGUCUAAAAUAGUCGACAAAAUUGGCACUACAUCAGAAAGGGCCAUGUAAUGUCAUCAGACUCCUCUACAUAUAUAUAGGAUUGCCGCAAAAUAUUGGGCUUUUUUGAGAAAUUGUAGGUGACUUACUAAUAAUAAUUUAUGCAACAAAAGCUUAAUUUAGAACAAGGACAACAAAUCGUGUUUACACAGACUGAUUUCUAAACUCACUUAUUGUAGUUUAACCCCUUAAGGACACAUGACAUGUGUGACAUGUCAUGAUUCCCUUUUAUUCCAGAGGUUUGGUCCUUAAGGGGUUAAAGACACAUUACUGGGAGUAUUAUUGCUGUUAAGCUCUAUUAUAAUAAAUUAACACAUACUGAGAAUAUUGGGAUCUUGGGCAUUUGGAUAGAAAAGAGGUGCAGAGGCAUUUGGACACAAGACAGGGAUUGUUCCUCCUAAACAGGGACACUUGGGAGGUAUGCUCUUGGUUAGCCUGUGCAACACUACUAAUUGUCUUCUCCCCAAGCCUGCUCUGAGUCAGUGUGUGCAAGUGUCAGAAUGGGAACCUUUGAAAGCAUAUAAACAACAUUCCAUCAUUUUAAAUAAUGAGUACAUUUGCUUGUUGGUUAUAGAAACCUAAACCUCAAUGUUGUUGAUUCUUUGCCGUAUGCUGCCAUUUUAUCUGUCUGUGUGACUUAGGUCAUAUCAGCUGUGUGAUCACCUUGCUGUAAGUAAAAUAACAAGUCCUACAGAAAGCAACAAACGCUUCCAACUAUAGGGAGACAAAUAAAAUUGCAUAAUUCAUACCAUAAAUCAAAUGCUAGUAUGCUAUAUUAAUUUACCCAGUUGCAGCCCAGAUAUUUUUUAUAACCAUCCCUUAUGUCAGCAGCGUGACCACCCCAAUUGACUCAAAUAACCGAAAUAGCUUCAUCCCCAUUGCUUACAAAUUGUACGGCAAUGCAUCGUAACAGAUGAGUAUUUUGUGAAUCCAUUCAAUCACUGAAAAAUACUCAUACUGUUGUUUUUGUUUUAUUUUAUUUUAUUUUUUUUCUUAUUCAGUUGAACUUUUAAAUUUAAAUUGUUCUUUGGAAUUUAUUUGCAAUUAUUUUAUUAUUUUUAUAGUGGCUGCAGGAGAAGGUGCAAACUUUGCUGCAUAUGCAUUUGCCCCAGCAACGUUGGUGACGCCACUUGGUGCACUGAGUGUCCUUAUAUGGUAUGUAAGACAUACAAGCCUAAAUAAUGUGCAACAAAAAAAAUUCUGAAUCAAUAAAUAUUCAAUUUUUUUUUUUUUUUUUUUGCAACUCUGCAGUUAUGUGCAACAACAGAAUAUAAUAUUUAUAACAUGAAAAAAUGCAAAACUAAAACAUAUAAUGAAAGGUUCAUGUGAUUAUGGUCCCCGUGUAGUACUGUAUUGUCAAAGUAUCACAGACUGUUCAAAUCCUGAAAUAGCCAGCCUUAUAUAAAUGAUAUUACAAUGUCCACACCAAAAUGCAUAUCUCCCAACAAGUCAAAUGGACGAAGAGGGACACUUUCAUUUUAGGGGUGUGAAUGGAUUUAUGCAGCUAAAAUGUAAUUUAGAACAUUAUCAAUGUAUCUUGUUAAAGCAGACUGAUUCCUAAACACAUUUAUUGAGUUUAAAGGAACACCAUAGGCACCCAGACCACUUUAGCUCAAUUGAAGUGGUCUGGGUGCACUGUCUCAGUCCCCUUAAUCCUGCAAUGGUAAUUAUUGCAGUUUUUCCAAAAAAGGAGGAUUUAGUGUAAACGCUCUGUACAAACACAUUGUUCAUGAUUAAUAUUUUUGCACAAGCUUUUCAAAUGGUUUAAUAUUUUUAUAUUUUAUAUAUAUUGAUGUAUUUUUUUUAUAUAUAUUAUAUGUUAUUAUUUUGAAAAAAAUUAUUUUAAACAGUUAUCCAAAAUAUGAAAUCAUUUAAAGGUUAUCUUAAAAUAUGAAGUAAGUCCAUUACCACAGCAAAGGAUCAAAACAUGUUUUAUGUCUCAACAGUGCUGUCCUGUCGUCAUAUUAUCUGAACGAGACACUGAACAUUCAUGGAAAGCUGGGCUGCUUCCUGUGCAUUCUGGGCUCUACAAUGAUGGUCAUUCAUGCACCUCAAGAAGAAGAAGUUACUUCCUUGCAUGAAAUGGAAAUUAAAUUAAGAGAUCCUGGUUAGUAAUUUUAAGAAUCUUGAGUCCUAAAUAAAUUAGUUAAUUUAAAGAAAGAUUCCAUUGGUAGAUGCAAUAAUAUGUAAUGUGUACACUGUCUUUUGAUGCUCUAUAUAUUGAUUACAGUCACAAAUUGGGUACCAUUGGUCUUUUUAUAUUCCUCUUAUCAGAAAUGAUGAAGAUGAAGUUGGUUUAAAGUUAUUUUGAAAAAUAAUUUUAAAGUUAUCCAAAAAUUUGAAAUCAUUUGAAAGCUUAUCUUAAAAUAUGAAGUAUGUCCAUUACCACAGCAAAGGAUUAAACCAUGUUUUAUGUCUCAACAGUGCUGUCCUGUCGUCAUAUUUUAUCUGAACAGUUGUCUUUUUGUUUAGCCAGUGAACACUUGAAACAAGAAUGAAUUUAUAAGUUGAUUUUUUUCCGAAUCCCUAACACAUGAAAUUCUACCUUCUCUUCCCCUUCUCUUAUUAAUGGAUUGUAUUGAUUUCUUUGCUAUCGAUUGUGACUGUUAUUGUAGUAGUGUUUUCUGUUUAUCUGUGGUGCAGAAAGCGACAAUGUUUCAUAUAAUUAUCUCUUAAAGAGAAGAUUUCGAAGAUGUCGAUGGAGGACAGUGGCAAAAUAUUAAAAAUCAUUAGUAUUUUCUAUUUUAAUUGUUAAUGGAAAGCUGUCAUCUUUUAUUAUCGCUGGCAAUAAAAGGUUAUCGCUGAAAAUGAAAGAUUGCUUGCAAUAUACAUCAUAUUGUAACAAAUAUGUAUAUGUUCAUAACUGAUUUUACACAUUUUGACAUUGUUUAAAAUCCUUGCUUUGAAAUGUUACUUUUGUUUUGCCAUUGUCAGAUAGCUCUCAACCUGCUCUGUCACUGGUCCAUACUUGUUUAGACUGACUAAGUCAGGCUUCUUUUCAAAUAGUGUUGAGUGCGGUGAGGUUUCCAUUGUGCAGCUUUCCACUUAAAUAGUGAAAAUGUUGAAACCUUUAGAUAUAUUAGCAGGAGUUAUCAUCUGAAACGUUUCUGUAUUACUUUGCCACAUCCUUUGUUUUGACUAUAAAUGUCUUUAAAAAUGACAAGGCAGCCAUUUACAAAAUAUAAAAAUGGGUGAAGAAGCUAAUAGAUGGUACAUGGUCCCACCAAAACUAGUAAUACAACAGAAGGAAAAAAAAACGAAAAUGGUCCAUCACAAACCUCUCAAAUUAAAUGUUUAUUAGGUGCCUAUACAGAACAAGCAAUAAGGCCUUUUUUAUGGCACCUAAUAUAGGAAAAUAUAAUUUGAGAAGUUUGUGCUGGAUUAUUUUUGGUUCUAGGUAGCCAUGAGUUUAAAGGAACACUUUAGGCACCCAGACCAUUUUAGCCCAAUUGAAGUGGUCUGGGUGCACUGUCUCAGUCCCCUUAACCCUGCAAUGGUAAAAGAAGGAUUUAGUGUAAACGCUCUGUAGAAACACAUUGUUCAUGUUUAAUAUUUUUGCAUAAGCUUUUCAAAUGGUUUAAUAUUUGUUAUAUAUUGAUGUAUGUAUGUAUAUAUAUCUAUAUAUUAUUAUUUUGUAAAAAUAAUUUUAAAGUUAUCCAAAAAUUUGAAAUCAUUUGAAAGCUUAUCUUAAAAUAUGAAGUAAGUCCAUUACCACAGCAAAGGAUCAAACUAUGUUUUAUGUCUCAACAGUGCUGUCCUGUCGUCAUAUUUUAUCUGAACAGUUGUCUUUUUGUUUAGCCAGUGAACACUUGAAACAAGAAUGAAUUUAUAAGUUGAUUUUUUUCCUAAUUCCUAACACAUGAAAUUCUACCUUCUCUUCCAACAGGGUUCAUCACAUUUGCUACACUUGCAGUUGUGGCAUCCUUGGUGCUUAUAUUUAUAGUUGCCCCAAAGAAUGGACAAACCAACAUUUUGGUAUACAUCGCCAUAUGUUCUAUCAUAGGAGCAUUCUCUGUGUCAUCUGUGAAGGGAAUUGGAAUAGCAAUUACGGAAUUCAUAGAAAGGAAACCUGUCUACAAGGAUCCCCUGUUCUACAUCUUAUUGAUCAUCCUAGUGAUCUCCGUGAGCACACAGAUAAAUUAUCUCAACAAAGCACUAGAUGUCUUCAAUACAUCUAUUGUGACCCCAAUUUACUAUGUCUUCUUUACCACCAUGGUGGUUACCUGUUCUGUGAUAUUAUUUAAAGAAUGGAACAGUAUGAAUGUCAGUGAUAUCAUCGGAACACUAAGUGGAUUCCUCACCAUUAUUAUUGGUAUUUUCUUGCUACAUGCUUUUAAGAACACCAACAUUACUUGGAGCCAGAUCACGUCCAAUGUAAGGAAAGAAAAACAAAAGCUUGCUGAUGAGCAUGAAGAUCAACACAGCUUGCUCGGGAGCUCAGAAAGUUCACUAUUGGCGUUUGAAGAUGAAAGACAAGAUGAACGCUACUAAUCCAGGAUAUAGCUAAAUGCCAAGAGGUGUCCUCAUCUCUUGCCUGUUUGUGCUUUAUUUGGUUCUUGUACAGAGUAUUGGACUUCAACCAGUUAAAAUGUUUAUCAAUGUAUAUAAAUAUUGUAUAUAGUCAAUAGUUUCAUCAUAUUUUGUGGACGCACUUCGUUCUGUGUACACGUCGAGAGGUGUUGCAAUUCUGGGUAACGUUAUCAAAUAUUAUAAAUGUAUAAGGGACCCUUUGAUGAGUACAGAGCUGCCAUUGCUAGCAUAUUACAUGUACAUAUCAAUCUGGGUAGCUGACCAGACAAUUUUGUUAAUACUGCAACAAUUGAUCUGUCCUAACGUGUGACCGAUGUUUGUUGUGCAUAGACAAAAGAGCAAUGAAAAUAUUUAUUAUUUUUGAGAAAAUCUGCACAGCUAUGUAUGUCUUUUUUACUUUAAUAAUCAUUUUCACUGCACCUUAUUCCCAUUCUCAUUAGGUAACCUAUUCAUUAUAUAAGUUAGCUUUAUUGAGGACGUCAUAUAGGCUACCAGAUCUUGCAUUGCUUUCUAGAGAUUUUCAUGGGUUCUUUAAACCACAGAGUUGGAUUCAUAUAUUUGUUGCUUUGUGGUUACAAUAUUUAUAGAUUAUUUUUAUAGUUCUACCAUAUUGGUAGUGGUCAAAUGAAACACCAGCUGCAAAUGUACAAUGAGUCUGGCAGUGCACGCUAUUUGGGAUUUAUAGAGAUCUAAUCCAUAUUUAUAUCUUAAUGUAUAUGAUAAGGCGCCAUUAUCAGUAUUGUGAUUGCAGAGCUUAAUCAAAUACUCUUAAUAUUAAGCUCCAAAGACAAAAGCAAUCCAACAAUGAUUGAAAAACAUGCAUCUUGUACAAGUGCUAAAACCUGUUUCAGACCUGAAUCACCGCUGCCGUUUUUACCCAAAAAAGUAUAAAAAUUGUACCUAGAGACCCAUGCACAGAUCUCUUUCCUGCACAGAUCGACUUUCAGUGGUGUCACAGACAGCAGGGCCUAGCACGUGAUGUCAUGCGCCUGCUGUCCAGGCCUGUGAAAGUAGAGUUUGACCUAAUGUAGGAGAGAGAUCUGUCCUUUCUAGUGCAAAGCUCUACUGCAGCUCCACUAAGCAAGAGAUAUCCCAAUUUACUCCUCAGGACCACAAAGUUGAGCACUGGUAGUUGUUUGUGUGCAAUUUUAUAGUUUUUUUGCAUUGGCUAAUUAUGGCUUCAGCAUUAUAAAUACAUAUAUUUAUAGGGCUGUUGUGUUGUGAACUAUUUCAGAUUACUGAGCCCACCCUCUCCCUAACUUUACUGUAAAAUAAAUCUGUUACUUACAUGGACAUAAUUACUAGUGAUGAUUUCCCAGCCAAUCCAUUGAAUUGGUAGACGGGGAACAUGAAAGGCAAUAGGUUCAAACCUCUACCAAUGCUUCUCAUAGAGAAGCAUUGAAUACAAAGCUACUUUUUGAGAAGUCUCACAUUGCUUUGAGCGCUCAAAACAAUAAGGUAGAGAACCCUUCCAGCUGUCCAAGAGGAAGGAGGAUGUACUGAUUUUUCUUGAAAUAACCACUAUUAUGAAGUAAUAGUUAACCCCUAAAGCACUUCAGUGAACCAACCUUUAGUUUUAGGUAUUUAGAGUGGUCCAUUAAACCUCUGGCAGCAAUACAUAUAUGCAGUAUAUAUGGCACUUUAUAAAUAGUUGUAAUAUAUAUAUAUAUAUAUAUAUAUAUAUAUAUAUAUAUAUAUAUAUAUGUAUAUAUGUGUGUGUAUAUAUAUAUAUAUAUAUUACACCAGUUAUUUAUAUGGCACCAACAGAUUCCAUAUAUAUAUAUAUAUAUAUAUACAGUAUAUCUCAUACAUAUCAUAUCACAGCAAUGCAUUUUUUUUCAUCUCGUAAAACUCUUUUCUGUGAAUUGUUUUGUGUAGCUGAAAUAUUUAUUAAUUGAUCCUUUAUAUUGAGUAAUAUGCACCUCUCUCAUGAUUACUCAGGAAACUCUAAAUCCGUACUUUUAUUUGUGUCAUUGGAUGAGAAACCAGGUUUGUGGCAUUUUCUGAUGAGUAGUGGCAUUUUCCAUGUGUGGAAUAUAUGUACUGUGCACUUUACCUAUUAACACGAUUCACUCUAAGGGGAAGCCUUGUUACACAGGUGAAUACUAUCCAGCUUGGAAAUGUUGUCCUUUUGACUAAUUAACAUAAUGUUCUGGAACUGCAGAAGGGCAAAAGGUGUGAGUGUACAGAUUGUGGAUUUAACAAAAUUGAAGGUUAUUGUCAUGUCCUCCACAUUCUGAAUUUGUUCACUAAAGUUUCUUCUAACAGCAUAACUAUUUAAUGACACACCCCAGGGCUAACACAGACAUGCUUCAAAAGCUACGUUUAGAUAUUAGCAGAUAUGACGUAAAGGACCCAACCCUUAGUUUCUAGGUAAAGUCUGACACACUCAUUCUCACCUUCUGUCAUUUUUUUGCCACCACUUACCUUUUUCAUGUUUUGUUUUUGUUUUUUGAAUCCCUGUUGACUUUAGAGGAGGUGGGUAAAAUUAACAAAACCAGGGUAAGCUGUGCAUUUUGCUCCAUGACCAGCAAAUCAGGGUUUCCAUGAAUGUAAUUUGAGUUUAAAUUACCGAGAUCCAAGGUGGCAAAGAAUCCCUGGGAUGUUAAUCGACUGUGUAUUUUACUUAAUCAUGUUAUAACAUGUUAUAUGUGUAUCAUACAAAGCAUGCACAUCACACUCAUCAACUCCUACACAUUCAGCUAAAUGCACUUUUCUCAUACAUAUCACACUCAAAAUACAGAGGAGCUCCGUGAUACGCUAAUUUACUCUGCAAAUCUCUGAGUUUUAUUGGUGUGGAGCUUUGUGAUAAACACUUUACUUUUCUCAUACUUAAUGUAAUGGGAUUUUUUUUUUACUUUUGUCUCGCAUACCCCAUAGGAACAAGUUUGAAAAGGGUGUUUGAUUUACAACUAGCAUUAAUAAAACAAAAAAAACAACAACACAUUACUAAGAGGCUGGGGUGACACCAUUAGUUACCGCACCGGGUGACAACAACCUUAGUGACGUAAUUGCUUUGCCUCCAAUUCAUUUUAUCAUGUCUAAAUAUCUACCUCAGAGACACUUAGCCCAUUGGUGUAUUUGAAAUUUUUAUUUCUGUCUGACACAUUUUUGUUACUUUUUUAUUUAUAAAAUUUGGCAGGAAUUUUGUGAAUAAAAACAAAUCAUGACUCUUCUAACAUUUUUUAUAUAUUAAAAAUAAUGUAUGCGCAACUUAUUGUUAUUAAUGGAUUGUAUUGAUUUCUUUGCUAUUAAUUGUGACCGUUAUUGUAGUAGAUUUUUUUAUAUAUAUAGGUUCAUUGUUUGGACAAAACACUAAGAAAUUGACACAGACUUUUACUUUGUUUUCUGUAGAUAGUAGUUUGUCUGUGGUACAGAUAGCGACAAUGUUUCAUAUAAUUAUCUCUUAGAGAGCAGAUUUGGAAGAUGUCGAUGGAGGACAGUGGCAAAAUAUGAAAAAUGAUUAGUAUUGUCUAUUUUAAUUGUUAAUGGAAAGCUGUCAUCUUUUAUUAUCGCUGGCAAUAAAAGGUUAUCGCUGAAAAUGAAAGAUUGCUUGCAAUAUACAUCAUAUUUAAACAAAUAUGUAUACGUUCAUAACUGAUUUUACACAUUUUUACAUUGUUUAAAAUCAUUGCUUUGAAAUUCAACUUUUGUUUUGCCAUUGUCAGAUAGCUCUCAACCUGCUCUGUCACUGGUCCAUACUUGUUUAGACUGACCAAGGCAGGCUAUUAUGAAUCACAAGUGGAAAAAAGCUCUAUGACGAUGUUCCCUUAAAAUAGAUCACCUGAAGUUGUUUUGGGAGGACAGGAUAGGUUAGUAAUAAAGGACACUGAAAUAUAUUUAGAACAUCGGCCACCACUACCUUGAUCCAAUGAUGUGUUUGUAAAUUAUUUUCUUAGUAGAAUGCUUUUUCAUUUUUAAUUUAGAAAAUAUUCCAGUGCCAAAACAGGAAACCGUUUACACCAUAGAUUUCUUUAAAUUGUGUAUUAUUGUACAGUUUUUUUUUUUACAUUUAUUUUUGUAUUUCCUUUGAUGAGAACAAAGUAUCCCUGCAACCAGCAAUGCCAGUCUUGCAUUGAUUAAUGAAGAUCUUCUGGGAAUAUGCAAUGUUUUAUAUACAAAGAGUCCAUAGUAAAUAAUCAGACUGUGAAAUGGUAAUUUGCUGCUAUCAUUGCAUUUUUGUAAAAUUAUUCAUAGCAGUGCCUUCUAUCAUUUAAAAAUAUAUAAGAAACAAAUGUGCUGAUAUAAUUUUACUAUGCAAGUACAAUAAACAUUAUUUGGAUAAAACCUG
Messenger RNA from Pelobates cultripes (western spadefoot toad), 43656 nucleotides. NCBI's taxonomy places the organism in Eukaryota, Metazoa, Chordata, Amphibia, Anura, Pelobatidae. The record is from the annotation of a GenBank genome assembly.